Molecule: messenger RNA, 1824 nt
Organism: Chenopodium quinoa (quinoa)
Lineage: Eukaryota; Viridiplantae; Streptophyta; Magnoliopsida; Caryophyllales; Amaranthaceae
Exons: 1
Coding region: 447-1064 (205 amino acids)
Source: RefSeq, a predicted model, not a curated record
CUUUUGGAAGGAAGCUAAGAUCAGCUGAAUUUUUAUUUUUUUCUGUUUCAACUUUUACCACUUUACUACCUCUUUAACAUUUUAUAUCUCUAAAAUGCACAUGGCCGGUGAAACUAUGCACAACUGUAUAAUGCAUGCAUGAACCAGCUAAUACUAAAGUUAACAAUGCAAAAUAAAGGUACGUACAUUAGUACACCAAAUUGUAAGCACUAUCUUAAUCCAAUUUACGCCUACUUUUUUUUUUUCUUCCUCUUUUCAUGCAUCUAUAUAAACUAAGUUCAUUUGCAUAUCACAUUUCCAUAAUUUCAAUCCAAAGUUCAUCCAAAACACGUACAAUACAAAUUAAACCUAUCAAGCCACAAACACGUACAAACAAAAUAAUUCUAGUUACCACGUACCUUGAAUAUAUUGUUGUAACAUUGAUUUAGAGAGAAACAAAAAUAAAGAUGAAGAACAAAGCUUCCGUUUUUGUGAAGAAUAUAAUUUCGACUUUGAGUUCUAUCGUGAAGGGUAAGGUAACGGGGGUGAAGGGCAAAGCGAAUGCUAUGAAAGUUCGUCUUUUGGUUUUCUCACUAAUGAAGGGCAAGAAAAUAUCACUUGGUACGCUUACUACCAAGAUCCAAGCUUUGAUAGAUCGAAAGCGUGGCAAGAUAAUGGCCGAGGAAGAAAUAAGUUUAGAGGAUCAAAACCAGGCAAUCAUCCUCUACAAUGCAAAUUUAGCUAAUGAAUCUAGUGAUCUCAUUAACUACACGGCUAAUGAUGAUAAUCUUGCGCCAUCAGAAAAGAGGGAGUUGUUGUUAGAAUAUUAUGGUCGUGAUCAAUAUUACGACGAUGACAAGUAUCCGGAUCUUACUCAUUCUUUGUUUGAUGAGGAGGAAGAACAUGGAGGAUCGAUCAUCGAUAUGGUGAAAAACUCGAAAGAGAAUGAAGGGCAAGAUUUCAAGUUAGAAGAUGAGAUAGAUCAUGUUGCGGAUUUGUUUAUCCAAAGGUUUCGUAGACAAAUGCUCCUACAAAAAUGGGAUUCUUUCAAGAAAAUUCAAGAGAUGUUAGGGAGAAGUGCAUAAUUAAGAUCGAGUUAUUUUUUAUUUAGUUUAAUUUUGUGGUUGCACUGCAUGCAUAGAGAGACUAAAAUAAGCUAGUAUGUAUCAAUAAUUCAUGCAUGGUUAAUUAAGAAUUCUAGCUAAUUAUAUUAUAUAUGAUCGAAGCUUUGAUGUAAUAUUAUUAUAUACUUUAAUUUAAUUUUCAUAGCGGUUUUUUGUUUAAUGUAUGGAAGGAGUUGGGCGAGAUAGAUCGAGUUGAUUAGCCAAAUUAGAUUGUAAUUACUCUGAUCUCUUCAUCGGAUUUGACCAACUACUUGCAAAAAGAUAAUUACGUAUAAUAUUUGUGUAUUUUUUCCCUAGAAUUAUGGGUACUUUAAAAUAUUUUUCCGUUUAAGCUUGCCAGUUAAUUUUUAAACUCAUUUUUUUGUUAGAAAUGAAAUCAUUGUAACAAUAGGUGAUAAUGAUUGGGUUUUUUUUUUAUUUUUUGUGUUCCUCCCUGUUCACCCUUUGGGCUAAUCUGUGUUCAGGGCUUAGGAUUCGGGGAUAAUAAUGAGUGGAUUAUUGUAACACCCUCAAAUCUUCCUCUACGAAAAUAUUAGAAUAAUACAUAUAAAAUACCGUAGAGAUGGACUUGGGCGUAUUACCGCCACGUGAAAACGUAAGGCUAACUCAAAUGAUGAUUAGGUGGAGUAACAUUAGUAUUAACCGGAACUUCCUGAGUCUUCUUAACAACCCACACUUUCUUAGGUUGUUUAGAGCUUGCAUUCUUGUACACCGGAGCACA